Tripterygium wilfordii is the source of this 2784-nucleotide messenger RNA. Its product is annotated as chloride channel protein CLC-b-like. The coding region runs from base 161 to 2524 and encodes 787 amino acids. The record is from RefSeq and is a predicted model, not a curated record. Gene Ontology annotation, molecular function: nitrate:proton symporter activity; voltage-gated chloride channel activity. Lineage: Eukaryota; Viridiplantae; Streptophyta; Magnoliopsida; Celastrales; Celastraceae. Gene Ontology annotation, biological process: transmembrane transport; chloride transport. Gene Ontology annotation, cellular component: plant-type vacuole membrane; intracellular membrane-bounded organelle. The transcript has 6 exons.
GCCAUAAUCUUGGACAAAACUAGGAGAGGGACAUCAGAUUGCAUUAUAAGUGGAUAACUGAAUUCUUCAAUUUCGUACUCCAAGAAAACAAGGAGCAUAGUUUGCUUGAAUCCAAAAACAGAAACAGAAGCACAAGCAAGAACUUCUAAGGGUGUUGGCAAUGGAGGAAGGAUCAAGGCAAUUGUCAGAAACAACAACAUCCAAUUACCUGGAACGCCAAGCUGAUGAAGGAGAAAGGGACCCGGAGAGCAACACACUGCAACAACCGCUCCUCAAGAGGAACAGAACACUCUCCUCCAAUCCACUUGCCUUGGUUGGAGCCAAAGUCUCACAUAUUGAGAGCUUAGACUAUGAGAUCAAUGAGAAUGAUCUCUUUAAGCAUGAUUGGAGAACCAGAUCCAAAGUUCAGGUGCUGCAAUACAUAUUCUCCAAAUGGUCAUUGGCCUUCCUUGUUGGACUCUUGACUGGCUUAAUUGCCACCAUUAUCAAUCUUGCUGUGGAAAACAUUGCUGGCUACAAACUUCUUGCUGUUAUCAGUCAAAUAGAGAAGAAAAGGUACCUUACUGGGUUGCUCUAUUUCACAGCAGUCAAUUUUUUCCUGACCUUGUUUGCCUCUCUUCUCUGCGUGUGCUUCGCACCCACUGCGGCUGGUCCUGGGAUACCUGAAAUCAAAGCUUACCUUAAUGGAGUUGAUACCCCCAACAUGUUUGGUGCUACAACAUUGAUUGUAAAGAUAUUUGGAAGCAUCGGAGCCGUCUCUGCUGGCCUGGAUCUGGGGAAAGAAGGACCUUUGGUGCACAUUGGUAGCUGCAUUGCUUCCUUGCUAGGACAAGGAGGGCCUGAUAAUUACCGUCUUAAAUGGCGCUGGCUUCGUUACUUUAACAAUGACAGAGACCGCCGAGAUCUUAUUACUUGUGGUUCAUCCGCGGGGGUUUGUGCAGCUUUCCGCUCUCCAGUGGGCGGUGUCUUGUUUGCUCUCGAGGAGGUUGCGACAUGGUGGAGAAGUGCACUCCUCUGGAGAACGUUUUGCAGCACAGCAGUUGUGGUGGUGGUUCUCAGGGCUUUUAUUGAAAUCUGCAACUCUGGAAAAUGUGGACUUUUCGGGAGAGGAGGGCUCAUCAUGUUUGAUGUGAGCAAUGUUACAGUACGAUACCAUGUGAUGGAUAUAAUCCCUGUAACUCUCAUUGGAAUCAUAGGAGGAGUUCUGGGAAGCCUUUACAAUCACCUUCUACACAAGGUCCUCAGACUUUACAACAUCAUUAAUGAGAAGGGAAGAAUUCAUAAGCUGCUUCUCAGUCUGAGUGUCUCACUCUUCACCUCAGUGUGCCUAUAUUGCCUCCCUUUUCUCGCCAAAUGCACACAAUGUGAUCAAUCCUUCCCAGAGAAAUGUCCCACCAAUGGACGAUCGGGCAACUUCAAGCAGUUCAACUGCCCAGAUGGGUACUACAAUGACCUAGCCACUCUCCUCCUUACCACCAGUGAUGAUGCUGUCCGGAAUAUCUUUUCCUCCAACACUUCGAAUGAAUUCCAUCCUACAUCCCUCCUAAUAUUCUUUGCACUGUAUUGUGUCUUGGGAUUAAUUACAUUCGGAAUUGCAGUGCCUUCCGGACUCUUCCUUCCUAUUAUUCUCAUGGGUUCAGCAUACGGCCGCCUGCUUGGUCUUGCCAUGGGAACUUCUACCACCAUUGAUCAGGGGCUUUUCGCUGUUCUUGGUGCAGCCUCCCUUAUGGCAGGCUCAAUGAGGAUGACUGUCUCACUUUGUGUAAUAUUUCUUGAGCUAACCAAUAACCUCUUGCUACUUCCAAUAACCAUGAUAGUCCUUCUCAUUGCCAAAACUGUCGGAGAUAGCUUCAAUCCAAGCAUCUAUGAGAUUAUUCUGCAUCUCAAAGGUCUUCCUUUCUUGGAUGCAAAUCCUGAACCAUGGAUGAGAAAUAUCACUGUCGGUGAGCUUGCUGAUGCCAAACCACCAGUAGUUACUCUCCGUGGAGUGGAAAAGGUCGCUCGUAUUGUGGAUGUCCUCAAAAAUACUACACACAAUGCCUUCCCUGUCAUAGAUAAUGACGUGGUACCACCGACAGGAUCGGCAAUUGGCGCAACAGAACUACAUGGGCUGAUCCUACGAGCUCACCUUCUGAAAGUGCUUAAGAAAAAGUGGUUCCUGCAAGAAAAAAGGAGAACAGAAGAAUGGGAAGUGAGAGAAAAAUUUACCUGGGUUGACCUGGCCGAGCGGGAAGGAAAGAUUGAGGAGGUUCCUGUGACGAGAGAAGAAAUGGAGAUGUAUGUUGAUUUACAUCCUCUCACCAACACAACUCCAUACACAGUGGUGGAGAGUAUGUCAGUGGCAAAAGCUAUGGUGCUCUUUAGACAAGUGGGUCUACGCCAUUUGCUUAUCGUGCCCAAGUAUCAAGCAGCUGGGAUCCCUCCAGUCAUUGGUAUCUUGACCAGACAGGAUUUGAGGGCCCACAACAUUUUGUCCGCCUUCCCUCAUCUUGCAAACUCCAAGAGCAGGGAGAAGCAGGGCUAAAUUUCUCUUGAUGAAGAUAUGGCAGCAGCAGUUUUUCAGAACAGGACACAUCAGCUUUAUAUUCCUUCUACGAUUUUCUAAGUUUUGAGUUCCAAAUUUUUUCAAUCAAAUUCUAUAGAAGAGUUGUGGAAACAAAGAUGGAGCAUAAUUUUAUUCAUUUACACCUUUCUUAGACAUGUUUCUGUAAAUUGGAAAACUCAUCUUUUACCGGAUUGCGAACGUGGCAAAUAUAUAGCUUCUAGUGAUAUCUUUCUGAUGCA